AAAAGAUGAUGAGAUGGGUGUAUUGGAGAAUGCUGAUUCUUGCCGUAUGGAGUUUGUGUGCUCACUGUCCCUGAAGGAGGGCGUAUCACAUGAAGUUGAAAGAGUGAAUAUUUACUCCAGUGUUAUGACACUGUUCACAAUCAAUCGAGAAGCAAAUUCGUUUUAGGUGAGAGAGAGCAGUUGAUGUGGGUGGUGUCUCUCAAGAUUUUUUUCCUGCGUUUUAUGAUGCUGUUUAUGCCAAGUAUGGCGAUGGUUUGUCGCU
Geodia barretti is the source of this 262-nucleotide messenger RNA. The record is from the annotation of a GenBank genome assembly. NCBI's taxonomy places the organism in Eukaryota, Metazoa, Porifera, Demospongiae, Tetractinellida, Geodiidae.